AUGCAAUCCGUUGGCAGAGGAUGUGAUUCUUCAUUGCCCUUGAAGUCACUUCCAACCUGUUUUGACCAUAUGACUGACAGACAAAAACCCAAACAGGUUGAGUGUUGCAGAAAAUAUGAAAUGAGCCUGAAGCCGCCAAGGACUGGAGAAGGAGGGAGUCCCCAGUCCCGGCAGGGCAUCCUGCGAACAGGUUCGGUGUUCAGCAGGGUCGGUGCUGAAGCAGGGACGGGCAAGGGGGAGCUGGGCUCCAGGAAGGUGGACCCGGAAGAGCCGCCAGUGGGCGGCAGGGACCCGGCCCGGCCCCCGCGCGCCCGGGCUCCCCCGGCGGGUGCUCGGAGCCCCGGAGAGGAGGAGCAGGGAGGGGCGCGGUGCUCUCCCCGGCGGCGAGCUGUCACGGAAUUUGACACCCGGAAAGGCAGCUGGUCCCAGGCCAGGACUCCUGAUCCUUCUCAAAUGGAAACACUUUCUCCCAGUGAACCUGGCGGAAUUCUCAGUGGCAUCUCACCUCGGCCUUGCCUCCUGGCGCAUUUAACAGAGGCCGCAUUUAUCACUUUGAGACAAGGAAGGUUCCAAAUGGAGCGGGGCUCUCGGGUGCAGAACAAGGGGACAACUCAGGAACAGAAGAUUUAAAUAAUUUGUUCACGAUCACACAGCUAUUAAGUGGGGGAGCUGCCAUUGAAACUCAGAACAUCUGACUCUGGACCACAACUCUUAAUCUAUUACAUAGCUCUGUCAUCACAUGUUCAUCCAUCUGUUCUGAGAUGGAGGAGUGAACAAGGCAACCAGGAUCCUUGGAGCUUGUAUUUUA
This is a messenger RNA of Balaenoptera ricei (Rice's whale), 808 nucleotides long. RefSeq lists its product as uncharacterized. Lineage: Eukaryota; Metazoa; Chordata; Mammalia; Artiodactyla; Balaenopteridae. The transcript has 3 exons. The coding region runs from base 1 to 630 and encodes 209 amino acids. The record is from RefSeq and is a predicted model, not a curated record.